Etheostoma cragini (Arkansas darter) is the source of this 5608-nucleotide messenger RNA. RefSeq names its product myocyte enhancer factor 2cb (gene mef2cb). Gene Ontology annotation, biological process: cell differentiation; heart development; positive regulation of transcription by RNA polymerase II. NCBI's taxonomy places the organism in Eukaryota, Metazoa, Chordata, Actinopteri, Perciformes, Percidae. Bases 664 to 2214 code for a protein of 516 amino acids. The record is from RefSeq and is a predicted model, not a curated record. The transcript has 11 exons. Gene Ontology annotation, molecular function: protein dimerization activity; DNA-binding transcription factor activity, RNA polymerase II-specific; histone deacetylase binding.
AGGAGAGGGUUUGGGGAAAGACUCGGUCAGGAUUGUGGGGAGGAACAGAAAAAGCCUCUCAACAUCACCAUCACGCUCCACAGACCAGCAGUAUAGACGAACAGCACCACCUACAACAUCGCCGCUCCACCGGGUCCCUCUCCGCUCACCGGCACCUCGCACGCAGACCAGGCGAAGCGUUCCUGGCGCCCCCUGAGCCGACUCUGUCCGAUCAGAGAGAGAGAGAGAGAGAGAGAGAGAGAGAGAGAGAGAGAGAGAGAGAGAGAGAGAGUCGUUGUCUCUGGCAUUAUAGAGUCUCCUACCACGUACUGUAUGUUACUUUUUCCCCCUCCCGGCGACGUCCUCAGCUUAGUUGCGCUCCUGGAUUUUAAGUGCGUCUUGGCCAAGUCCGUCCCCAUCAAGCAGCAGCUCCAACCUUCCUGUCAGUCGGCCGGACCAAACAACCGGCGGACCGCUUGUUCUAUCUUUCACUUCACCCGGACAAGAUUUCAUGCGAUAUAAAGUACGGAUGCUGGAGUCUUUGAGUUGAUUGGAACAAAUAGAAAGCAGAAAAAAAGACAGAUAAAGGAAGAGCAGAAGAGUGAAGAGAGAGCCAAAGAAAGAGGAGAGAAAAGAAAGCAUACAAUUCUUUAGAAAGAGGAGAGAAAGAAAGAGACGGGGACGAUGGGGAGGAAAAAGAUUCAGAUCACGCGGAUUAUGGAUGAACGCAACAGACAGGUGACAUUUACAAAGCGAAAGUUUGGCCUGAUGAAGAAGGCGUAUGAGCUGAGUGUGCUGUGUGACUGUGAGAUUGCCCUGAUCAUCUUCAACAGCACCAACAAGCUGUUCCAGUAUGCCAGCACAGACAUGGACAAGGUCCUGCUUAAAUACACCGAGUACAACGAGCCCCAUGAGAGCAGGACCAACUCUGAUAUUGUGGAAACAUUGAGAAAGAAGGGCCUAAACGGCUGUGACAGCCCAGACCCUGAUGCAGACGACUCGGUCGGCCACAGCCCCGAGUCCGAGGACAAGUACAGGAAAAUAAACGAGGACAUUGAUCUGAUGAUCAGCAGACAGAGACUGUGUGCAUUAAGCAAGAAGGAGAACAAAGGCGGCGAAAGUCCGGAACUCGAGUCGACUCUCAUUCUCACCCCAAGCACUGAGGAGAAAUACAAACAGAUUAACGAGGAGUUUGAUCACAUGAUUAAAACUCAUAAGAUACCUCAGGCCGUGCCCCAAUCAAACUAUGACAUGUCUGUGUCCAUUCCCGUUAGCAACCAGAACAAUCUCAUUUACAGCCAUCCUGGUGGGUCUCUAGGCAACCACAACCUGUUGCCACUGGCGCACCAUGGCCUACAGAGAAACAGCAUGUCUCCCGGAGUUACACACAGACCCCCCAGUGCAGGUGGCCUCAUGGGUGCUGACCUCACCACUGGCGCUGGCACCAGUGCUGGAAAUGGAUAUGGGAACCACCGCAACUCGCCAGGUCUGCUGGUCUCUCCAGGCGGCAUGAACAAGAACAUGCAGGCUAAGUCUCCCCCGCCCAUGAACUUAGGCAUGAACAACCGCAAACCUGACCUACGUGUGCUCAUCCCCCCUGGCGCCAAAAACAACAUGCCCUCCAUCAACCAGAGAAUAAACAACUCCCAGUCUGCUCAGUCAUUGGCAACCCCAGUGGUAUCAGUAGCAACUCCCACUCUACCAGGACAAGGCAUGGGCGGUUACCCAUCUGCCAUCUCUACUUCUUAUGGUACCGAGUAUUCCCUGAAUAGUGCGGACCUGUCCUCCCUGUCUGGCUUCAACAGUGGCAGCUCCCUUCACCUCGGCUCAAUGAGCGGGUGGCAACAACAACACCUUCAGAACAUGCAGCAUUCAGCCCUCGGCCAGCUAGGAAAUUGCUCUAGCUCUCACUUAUGUCAGGGUUCAAAUCUCUCCCUGCCCUCUGCUCAAAGCCUGCACAUCAAGUCCGAACCUGUUUCUCCUCCUAGAGAUCGCACCAGCAGCACGGGGGGCUACGGUGGGGUACCACCUCCUCAGAACCCCUCGUCCCGCCAGGACUCGGGACGCUCCCCUGUUGAUAGCCUGAGCAGUUGUAGCAGCUCCCAUGAGGGCAGCGACCGCGAUGAGCACAGGAAUGAGUUCCACUCGCCUCUGGGACUGGCCCGGCCCGCCCUGGACGAGCGCGAGAGCCCCUCCAUCAAACGGGUGCGCCUGUCAGAAGGAUGGGCAACAUGAUAGCUCUGUCCACUCCCCGGCUGUGCCCCGAGUUGCCCUGAACCCCCCCGACAACGCAGCGUUACGAUGCCCCCCCCAAAGUCAGCUCCCUCCUCUUCCUCCUCUCACUCGAUAUCACGAGUCACUCACCACCCAACCCCAUGGCCUCUCUCCUUUUAUCUCUUUAACGCUGAAGGAAAGAAAAAGGGACAGCCCUUUUUCUAAAAUAUAUUUGUAAUUUCUUUUCUUUUUUUUCUUUUGCUGAGUGUGUGUGUGCUAUACAUAUUGACAUUAUAUAAACCAGUGGGGUGUUGUAAUGGGGGUUUGGGAGGGUGGGUGUUGGUUGGGACAGGAUCUGGGGGUAUGUUUGUUGGGGAACUAUGCAUAAAUUGUAUUGUGUUUGGAUAAAAAGAAUCAUGUAUGCAUAUAUCUUUACACGUGUGUGUAUGUGUACAUAUAUGCAUAUCAUCAAAUAAUCAAAAAAAUAGGCAGGUACUCUGUUUCAUAAAACGUACUUACACUUUGCCUCAGCGAUAUAUCAGUGACUAGAAAAAAUAAAUUAAAAAAAAAUAAUAACAUGAGAGUGAGUGUGUCCAAUGGAAAACACUUUAGCACUUGAGUUGGGCAAACAAUACAUGUGUACAGUGUCGGUUUCAUUGCUAUAUACCUUCUCUGCAGUUCUCCCUUGCAAAAAUGUGUGUUAACAUUAGAUGAUGUCAUGUUGCAGGUUCAACGUAUUUAUGUAAAUAGAGGGUGAAGGGGGGAAGGGCAGGGGUCAAAAGUUGCCAGACAUUACAAGAUUUAUUUACUCACGAAAUGAAAAGCUAUUAUGCAACAUUUGAAGGAUUGUACAGGUAAACGGGCAGACCCAAUGCUAGAUAUGUGGGACCUUUGAUUUUAGCGCUCCCCUUAAAGAACGGAGCCGAGCAAGGACCACCCUUUGAUCUGAGAACUACGUUAGUGUAAUCAAGAAAACUCCGGAUCUAGUAUUAAUAUUCAGUAUUAAUAAACAAAAACAAAAAAAGGAAAAAAUAAAAAACAAUUGUACGAUACACUUGCUUAUAUUUUCAUAUGAAAGGAAUACAAUGCAAAGCAUUUUUGUGGCUUUUUGUAGUUUCUAUAAGCCAGAAUGUGUUUUUGAUAGCUUUGCUAAUAAGAGAUGGAUAGUUCACCGAGAGGGGAAAUGACAGGGCUCGGCAGCCCUAAGCCAUGAAAAACAGACCGAGAUCCAAUGCUUUGCUAAACUGUUUUAUCUUUGUAGAGGUUUGUUUUUAAACGUGUAUUUCUAAUUAUAUAUAAUAAUGGUAAUAUUAAGAUUCUUAAAAAAAAAAAACAAUCUGUGAAAUUAACAUGCUUGUGUAUAGCUUUCUAAUAUAUGAAUAUAUAUACUAAUGAUUUUUUUUUCUUGGUUUCUUAGUGGAGUUUCUAUGUGCAGCUGCACAUGUUGUCUGGUUUGUUUCAUUUGAGCCCUGAACAGUGCUGUUCAGGCGUGUAUUUAGUCUAACCUUAAAAACCAGCUGGAGGUUUGUGCGACGGAGAGAAAGACAGGCCUGAAUGCUGAAACACAAACCUGUUAGUGGAAAAUGUCAUGAGACUGGAACUCGGGCUGACACGGAAACAAAUGUUGACACAUGAUGUACAUGAUUGUCACACGGAUGAGGAAACAUGACUGACCCUCAAUUCAGAUGCAUUCAGAUGUCCGGAUGCAUUUGAAUGCAUCCAAUGUUUCAUUCUCAAUCAUUUAAUUUAAUAAAGUUAAUCUCAUAAAACAUGUUUUUUUACAUUAGCGCUGUUCUCUUCCAUUUCAAAUCUUCCCCACUUGCGUUCAAGAUGUAUCACAGGCCUGGACCCAAUCCAUACCAUUUGCCCUUUGAAUCCUAUUUAUGUCAUAUCAUUUUGCGAGUGCAUUGCGAUUAAUUAUCCCUGAUGAUUUGCAAACCUAAUUUGACUCGAUGUUGUCCCGUGUCUCUUUAUGUUCCACUCUUCAAAACAGGGUUCCACAUCAUUUACCACACGCUACAUCAUGACAGCCCAGUGUCAGAUACACGGACAUAUUGAUCAUGCUGGGAUGAUAGAAGCACAAUUGUUUAUUUUAAAUAAAUAGCUGUUUUGAUUUUCUCUUUUUUAAACAAUGAAACUAGCCACAUAUCUCUCUGCCUCCCACUCCCGUAUCUGCUGUCACUUAAUAUUUUUAUGUGCAUAUUUCAUGCAGGUUCACUAUGUUGUUACUGUAUACAGUCUGUGUAGUCAAACAGGGGCAGAGCCUCUAUAAUGGUGUUCUUCUCUUUUUUUUAUUCAAUACAAAAAGGUUGAGAAAAAAAUAAACAUGAUGUUUCAGGCAGCGUUAAGUGUGGAGAAACCAAAGCCAGUGGCAUUUCUGUGUUGUAAACUCAACUUUUAUUUUCACAUUCAUUUAUGGUUUUUUGCAAGCAUUGAAACAAGAGAAUAAAAGAAUUUGCUCAAAUGUUCAAUUGGUUUCACAUUUCAAUUUGAGUCAGUCAAAUGUAGCUUUAGUAACAAUACCAACCACAGUACUGUACCUGUUUUGUUCCUCAUUUGGCUCCAUGUGUGUUGAAAAUGUUACACUCAAAAGGUAUUUUGUGUUUACAAUUGGCUCAGAAUUGACGGAAUCAUUCAGGCCGGAUGAUGUUAAAAUGCAUGCUUGCUGUGCAUUUGAUCAAAGCACACCAUACUCUAAUUAUCAGGCUUCUUAACAACUGAUUGAAACAAUGCCAACGUAUCCUUAUGGCUGAUUGAGGUGCUGUAGUUUUGACAAAAUGUUGAAGCAAAGACACAGAGAAAACUUGUCUUUAUAUCUUGUUUUUUUUCUUCUCAUGUGAUACAUUUCAAGGCGUUCUUUUUCAUCACCUGUUGAUCAGUUGUUCUGUCAUCAUUAUAAUAGACUAAUUGUCGGUACCCUGAAAAUUGACCCAAGCAGUACCUCAGCUGAUGUUUUGAUAAGUCACUUGCAGUGAAAAGGGGAGACCAUACACCUGUACAGCCAUGUGUAAUAACCAUGUAAUACCAUUGCUAAAGGUCCCCACAUUUAAACGGGAUUCCUUGUUUGUGGUUUAUUUAAGUUGUUCUCAAAAGCUGAAAAGAGUAAAUGUGUUAAAAUGCUUAAAAAGUCAGUGAGUAGUAUCACAUGUAGCUUGUAUAAACCUGAAAAUGGGAGAAGAUUGGAACUAAUGUUUUCUGGAACGCAAGAGCGGCUUUCAGCGGCAUAAGCUGGCCUUUGUCGCCACGUGAGACUAAGAUGGUAAUAAAUUAAAUCCACAUCUCUGUAACUCAAGGGACUUGAUUCAGCUGUAUGUAGUGAAAACGUAAAGGGAUGAAAUAAAAGUCUCCUCUGCUGGAGGGAAAGGCUGUUUGUAUUUUGCAGAGAUUUCAGUAAAGUUACUGGCUUUCUUAGUUA